AUGUCUAAAAAAUUAGAAUUACAAACCAAAAUCAAAUCUCUUGAAGAAUAUAUUCAAACCAGCCAUAGAUAAAUUAUAUCCCCCACUGAUAACACUUGCAGAAUUCUAAAGAUCUAUUUCAAAUAAUACUUUAGUUUUAAAUUUAAUCCUUAUUUCAAUUGUUGA
Messenger RNA from Paramecium sonneborni, 165 nucleotides. The record is from the annotation of a GenBank genome assembly. Lineage: Eukaryota; Ciliophora; Oligohymenophorea; Peniculida; Parameciidae.